Messenger RNA from Syngnathus typhle (broad-nosed pipefish), 5513 nucleotides. It is a transcript of the gene sec24c, whose product is annotated as SEC24 homolog C, COPII coat complex component. Lineage: Eukaryota; Metazoa; Chordata; Actinopteri; Syngnathiformes; Syngnathidae. Gene Ontology annotation, molecular function: SNARE binding; zinc ion binding. Gene Ontology annotation, biological process: COPII-coated vesicle cargo loading; endoplasmic reticulum to Golgi vesicle-mediated transport; intracellular protein transport. Bases 184 to 3750 code for a protein of 1188 amino acids. Gene Ontology annotation, cellular component: endoplasmic reticulum exit site; COPII vesicle coat. The record is from RefSeq and is a predicted model, not a curated record. The transcript is spliced from 24 exons.
CGGAAGUGGACGUGGCAUACCGCUGCAGCAGUUCCGCUGAAUGUCCGCUUCUCGUUCCAAGGGAUUAGGGAGAGACACCCGGGGACGACAUCCAUUUUUCCUUUAGCUCCAGUUGCUAAGCCGAGUCAACGGUUCACGACGAGCAACGUGACGCCUUACUAUUCACACAUUGGAGAUUUAGGGAUGAAGGAGAAUGUAAACCAGCACACUCCCAUGGCCUCUCCUUACGUCCAGCCUCAGCCUGGUUAUGGGCAGCAGCCCGCCUUUGCACCCUUGGACGGCGGGUGCCCGCCGCCCUACGCACCUUACAAUGGCCCUAUGUCAGCCUACCAGCCUGGAGUGCCACCGCAAGGUUAUUCAUCUUUCACCACCUUCCCUUCUAAGGCUGUACCAGCCAACCCCGUCUCAGAGCUGUCCUCUCCUCUUGACCUAGGUCACGGCAGGGCUCCUCCCACUUCCGGGCCAGCGCCUGUAUCUGCUCCUCAAGUGUACAAUCAGUAUGGCGGUCAUCAUCAGGGUGACAUGCAGAACGGACCCCCGCCCUUGACACAGGCACCCCCAAGGCCAGUUGCAUCCCAGUCUUUCAACCAAGGAGCAGCCAAUCUGUCAGGGCCGCCCACUUCUUACCCCCAAAACUACGGACCCCCACCCACAAUGCAACACUUCUCGAGUCAGAUGAGCGGCUUGCAAAUUAACUCUGGGCCGCCCAACGCCGCCGGGCCUGGAUACGCGUCACCUCACAGCUCCCAGCCUCCCGUCAGUCGGUCCUUCUCAGCCGCGCCUCCGCCCACCUACACGCAAGCUCCGCCCCCUGCGUCAUCCGCUCCCACCCAGGGGCCACCUGCCGUGUCUCAGCAGUACUACGGAGGCCCCCCUCCGCCUUCCCAUUCAUUUUUGCAUCCUACUUCUCAACAGCAAUUCACCUCCCCUGCUCCUCCUCCGCCUAGCAAUCAGCCAUCCUUUGCUCCUCCUCCCGCGUACUCGGCUCCCCCACCGGGUCAGGCUCCCUCGCCGUCCGUGUCGCAGCCUCAGCAGUCCUUCGCCCCCACCCAGCCACCCACCUCCAUUCAGUAUCCUCCGACGUCAGCCCCCUCCGGCCAGUACCCAGGCCCCUUGCCGCCUCAGCAGCAACCCUCGUUCCCCUCAGGUCCCCUUCCCCCCAGACCUCAGAUGCCCCCCUCGUCCAUGUCUCAGAGCAACCACUUACCUCCAGGACCACAGGGCCCGCUCGGUCCUCCUGGACCGCCGCAGCAGAUGCCCCCACCCCAACCUGGCAUGCCAGGAGGGUACCCUCCCCAUCAGAAUGGUGCGUUUGGUCCGGCAAGAGGGCCUCAGCCCGGUUUAAUGGGACCUUAUCCUGGCCAACCCAAUUACGGCGCUCCGGGACCGGCGCCUGGCUCUGCCCCUGGCUCUGCCCCACCUGCACAGAAAAGACUGGACCCGGAUGCCAUUCCUAGCCCAAUCCAAGUAAUCGAGGAUGACAAAGCCAAGAGCGCAGAGCCAUUCAGCACAGGCGUCAGGGGUCAAGCGCCGCCACUGGUCACCACCGACUUCCACGUCCAAGACCAAGGGAACGCCAGCCCCAGGUUUAUCCGCUGCACCGCAUACAACAUGCCCUGCACGGCAGACAUGGCCAAGCAGUCUCAGGUGCCGCUGGCCGCAGUCAUCAAGCCCCUCGCCACUCUGCCGCCGGACGAGGUGCCUCCAUACCUGGUGGACCAUGGUGAAGGAGGUCCCAUCCGCUGCAACCGCUGCAAGGCCUACAUGUGCCCGUACAUGCAAUUCAUCGAGGGAGGCCGUCGCUUCCAGUGCGGCUUUUGCACUUGUGUCACAGAAGUCCCUCCUCAUUACUUCCAGCAUCUGGACCACACUGGCAAGAGAGUGGACUUCUACGACAGACCGGAGCUUUCGCUGGGCAGCUACGAGUUCCUGGCCACCGUUGACUACUGUAAAAACAACAAAGUUCCUCAGCCCCCGGCCUUCAUCUUCUUCAUUGAUGUGUCCUACAACGCCGUCAAGAGCGGCAUGGUCAAGAUUGUCUGCCAAGAACUCAAGACGCUUCUGGACCAGCUGCCCAGAGAGAACCCAGACUUGGACUCGGCAGUGCGAGUCGGUUUUGUGACCUACAACAAGGUGUUGCACUUCUACAAUGUCAAGUCCAGCCUGGCCCAGCCUCAGAUGCUGGUGGUGUCGGAUGUGUCAGAAAUGUUCGUGCCACUGCUGGACGGCUUCCUCGUUAACGUUGGGGAGAGCCGGCAGGUCAUUGAGAGUUUGCUGGAUCACAUCCCGGAAAUGUUUGCAGACACUCGAGAGACUGAGACCGUCUUUGGACCUGUUAUACAGGCCGGACUGGAGGCGCUCAAGGCGGCAGACUGCUCUGGGAAGCUGUUUGUGUUCCACACCUCGUUGCCCAUUGCCGAGGCCCCCGGCAAACUCAAGAACAGAGAAGACAAGAAGCUGAUUGGCAGUGAUAAGGAAAAGUCUUUGUUUCAGCCUCAGGUGGGCUUCUACAACACACUGGCAAAAGAGUGCGUGGCACAGGGCUGCUGCGUGGACCUCUUCCUCUUCCCCAACCAGUACGUGGACGUGGCGACACUCGCCGUGGUUCCCGUCUCCACCGGAGGCUCAGUCUACAAGUACACCUACUUCCAGGCUCAGUCGGACCAGGAGAGAUUCCUAAACGACCUUCGACGAGACGUUCAGAAGCCGAUGGGCUUUGAUGCUGUCAUGAGGGUUCGAACCAGCACAGGAAUUCGAGCAACUGACUUCUUUGGCUCGUUCUACAUGAGCAACACCACCGACGUCGAGCUCGCCGGGCUCGACUGCGACAAGGCAGUCACGGUGGAGUUCAAGCACGACGAUAAGCUCAGUGAGGAGACCGGGGCGCUCAUGCAGUGCGCCGUGUUGUACACCAACUGCAGCGGCCAAAGGCGCCUCCGUGUCCACAACAUGGCUGUCAACUGCUGCUCCCAACUGUCCGACCUUUACCGCAAUUGUGAGACGGACACCAUCAUCAACUUUCUCUCUAAAUAUGCUUUCCGCGGCAUCCUUAACAAUCCCACGAAGGCGGUGAGGGACACUCUGGUCAACCAGUGUGCCCAGAUCCUGGCCUGCUAUCGCAAGAACUGUGCCAGUCCCUCGUCGGCUGGUCAGUUGAUCCUCCCCGAGUGCAUGAAACUGCUGCCCGUCUACCUUAACUGCGUGCUGAAGAGCGACCUGCUGCUGCCGGCCGCCGACGUGUCGCUGGAUGACCGGGCCUACUUACGACAGCUCAUCAGCUGCAUGGACGUGUCCGAGACGCACGUGUUUUUCUACCCACGGCUGCUGCCGCUGAUGAAGCUGGAGAGCGGCUCGUUGCCAGUGGCGGUGCGGGCGUCGGAGGAGAGGCUGUCCAAAGGGGGCGUAUACCUGUUGGAGACGGGCCUGCACCUCUUCCUGUGGGUGGGGGCCAACGCGCAGCAAGAGCUGCUGCUCAACAUCUUUGGAACAUCUAAUUUUGGCCAGAUCGACGCGUCAAUGACGUGUCUACCUGUCUUGGAUAAUCCUUUCUCGCUAAGACUCAGAGAGAUGAUUGACUCCUUCAGAGCACAGCGGUCACGAUACAUGAAGCUGGUGGUAGUGAAGCAGGAGGACCGCUCUGAGCUCAUCUUCCGACACUUCCUGAUGGAGGACAAAAGCGCCAGUGGCGGCGCUUCCUACGUGGACUUCCUGUGUCACAUGCACAAGGAAAUUCGCCAGCUCCUCAGCUAGAUUGGUCUACGCCGCCAUCUUCUCCUUUCCUUCUAUUCUGCCCCUUCUUCCCAUGUUUUUUUUUUUGUUUUUGUUUUUUAAACCUAAUGAUCUCUUCAUCGUCAGCGGAGCGCCACAGCUGGCACAUUACAUUGUGUGAGCGUAUGAGGAAAUUUGUGUGGGUGUGAGAUAAUCUGGUGUUAAUAGAGCUUCACUCUGCCUCAAAUCAACUGCGAGGGAGGACGAAGAAGAGGGGGAGGAGGGAGGGUGAUGUAUGUAUAUACACACACACACACACACACACACACACACACACACACACACACACACACAAUGAAGAAUAAUGUAUGCAACAGGACUGUAUGUAUUGACUAGCACUGACUAAAGGCUGUUUAAAGCACCCUCUCUCAUAUAUGGCUUUUUAUAUAGAGUCCAAUCCCGUUCUAUAGGAGGUCUCCGUGCUAGCAAGACACCAAUGAAAUCAAAUAAAUACUGUAACCUGAUCUCCGCCACUCCCCUUAAUCAUUUAUCGCCUUAGAGCAAUCCGCUUCCUCUGUAUGUAUGUGUGCGCCUGUUGCUGUAUUUAUUUUAAAAAAAAGGUUCAGAUAAAUGCCACACUAAUUAACAUUUGCUCUCUUAAAUGUCACCAAAAUUGAGCUUUAUCUUUCAUAAUGGCCGUUGUGUUUCUGAUUGAUACAAAGUUGUUCAUUGACAACACUAUUAUUAGUUGUACUAGGUUCAUCUUGUUUUUUCUUUUUCAAUUACUUCUCUGGUUCUUCUAUAUCAAACAAAUUUGUUUUAGGUUCAUUUACCUGACAUGUUUCGGCGGAAUCUUCCGCCGAAACAUGUCAGGUAAAUGAACCUAAAACAAAUUUGUUUGAUAUAGAAGAACCAGAGAAGUAACACUAUUAUUAGCAUUCAUUAAGUGUACCUAAUGAAGUGUCCCCACUUUCUGUAGCUAGAGCUGGUUUAUUAAUGCGACGGGAAGCAUCGGCUAAUGGAAACACCUUUGCUCGUACGUAAUUGUCCUCCGUUCUCACGCAUUGGCCAACCGUGAUCAAUUAGUCACGCCACAACCACAUUUUGUGUGUGUGACGCCCCCUUGUGUCUGAUUCUUCUGACUGAGGUGUCCCACUUGACACAUGGAGGAAACUGCAAUAAUUAACAAAAAAUAAACAAACUAAGCGUUUUAUUUUUUGCAAAGCUCCAGGUUGGUAGGUCCGAUUGGUGGUGUCCCUAAUAGUUCUCACUUCCUGUGGGGAAGCUGCAGGCCUUCUCGCCCCAUAAUUUCUAUGUGGCGCGAGUAGAGCGGACGAAUGGGCCUGCACUGAGUAGUCUGUGUGUUUAUAUAUAUAUAUAUACAUAAAUUUAUAUCAAAUAUAUAAUUUGUACAGAAUUCAUAGAGAAGAAGCCUUCUGAUGGAUUGUUUUGCCAUCAUAAACAGAAAAUGGCUUUUACUAAUGAAAGGGGUUUAAUGUCACGACUGAUUUAUUUUAGUGAGUGCAUGCAUGCGUGUGUCGGUCCUGGUGAAAUUUCGCCUGAGGAACAGAGGGACCCUCUAACGAACCUACCAAAAUCCAAGUCAAAAUCACCUUAUGUUCCUUUGCAAACAAAAAGAUGUACAAAUGUGUUUGAAAUCUUUUGUUCUGUUAUUUUGAUUGAUCUUCACUGUAUAAUCUUGCUUGUUUUGUUCCCUUUUUUUUUUUUGUAGCCCCCGCCACCCCCGUUUCUCAUUGCCUCUCGGGACUGCUAAUAAAAAUGAUUGUUUCAAAAGUGAAAUUCAA